AUUUUGAAUCAGCUCCUCGUGCUGAUCACGCCUCCACUGUAAAAUAACGAGCUGAGCUUUCAGGGCGGGGCAGAGGGCGACCAUGGCGCAAGGAUUAGGUGCAGCGCAAUUGAAGUGCUGAUGCAGGCACACAACUGAUCAGUGGUUCCCCUGGCACCCUGCACAGUCCUCGCAGGCUUGCACCGGCAAUCAGGGCGGCGCCCGGUUCAGACAGCGCCUGAAUUGGGCAACAGCCUACGAGAAUUCCCUGUGAAGCCCAGCUUGGGUGUGUUGUGUUUCUUUCCAAGCUGGGCUUACAUUCUACCCUACUCUUCUAUAUUCUACUUUAGUCCCGUAGGUCGAGAAUAGAAAGCAAACAAGCAAAGACGCAAUUGUCAAUGGAAGCCAGUUUUUGAGAUGCGGAAGUGCUGCGCUUGAUCAUUUGAAUUGCAGUGCGAGGAUGGAGAAUGGAGCAGAUUACCCCGUCGGCGCGCGCAUCGCCUUCUCAACCACUCUGGGGGAGGACUUCGAGGGGGAGCUUAUACUGCACGAUCGCAACUCUCGGACGCUUGUGCUCCAGGAAAUUGGCAGCAGUGGGAGUAAGCGCAGUCUGAGGUUUCUGAAGACAAGCUGCGUCAGGGACUGGAAGCAAGUGGGGCAAGGGGGGGACCUGCCGGACUUGCGGAACCUGAGGGUGGACCAGACGCUGGUGCAGCAAAGAGAGGAGGCAGCCAUCAAGCAAGCGGAGCUUGAUGCGGGGAGGAUCGGGGUUGGCGUCUCUGACGAGGGACAGGACAUCUUUGAUGCCCUGGGUAAAACGUUGCCCGUCCGGUGGGAGAAGACCGUGAUCGUGGUCCUGGACGAGGUGCGAAUAAGCGGUCCGUACCGGCCGGAGAACGCGUCGGGGGGCAAUGCACAGAGCUUGGAGCGGGUGCGAAAAGUGUUGGAGCAGUUGCGACGGCAGUUCCCAGUGUCAUCAUCAUGACCACGAAAACUGCUUAAGUUUCUGAUGUUUGAAUGAUGAACAAGAAAGUCCAUAUCUGAGCUGGGAUGUUUUCGAAUUUCUGUAACUGCCUGUCUCGGAAGAGCAAGUGUUCUGCGGAGGCAGCUCUGUCAUGUGGCCGUACAUCUUUUGGCAAUGUACGGCAAUGUCGGACCUGUGGAAUGCGGACUUGGAAGUUGUGCAAACAAGACCCGCAGCAUGAGGACACGGUUUGUCGUCUACCCGAAAGUUCAAGCGCAUGCUAGCAUG
Messenger RNA from Klebsormidium nitens, 1231 nucleotides. NCBI's taxonomy places the organism in Eukaryota, Viridiplantae, Streptophyta, Klebsormidiophyceae, Klebsormidiales, Klebsormidiaceae. The record is from the annotation of a GenBank genome assembly.